Messenger RNA from Capronia epimyces CBS 606.96, 828 nucleotides. RefSeq lists its product as uncharacterized. Bases 1 to 828 code for a protein of 275 amino acids. The record is from RefSeq and is a predicted model, not a curated record. Lineage: Eukaryota; Fungi; Ascomycota; Eurotiomycetes; Chaetothyriales; Herpotrichiellaceae. The transcript has a single exon.
AUGGAUCCCGAGAUGCCACUUCACAGUUGCAAGUUCCUCGCCGACGCAAAGCACGCCCAAUGGCUCUGUUCAAGCUGCUCGGAAAACAUCAACCUCAACUUCGACACCACUCUUCGUAGAGUAAUGCGUCGCGAAGGCUGGACUGCAUGCGAAAUCCAGGCCGUCGAGCCAGUGCGGCGUUUCGCAAAGCGAACCAUGGCCGAGUUGGCACCCGAUCCAACCAUGUCGACGAACCCCCAGCGUCGCGCUUUCCAAUUCAAUUGUAUAUAUGAGCUACAGGCUCGGAUCGAUGCCACCCGAGGGCUUCAUCACGCCAGGGCUGCAGAGAAAGAGGACAGCAUGGAGGAGAGGGAGAGAGGUGCUAGGGAAGGUCUGUCCGACUCGGCGGCACCAUCUUUGGCACCAACGGAUCUCACGGCCAAAGCCACCUCUUCCUCUCCACCCGACUCCCACUCCGGACCGUGUCUCCGCAAACAUGAGAACGAUCCAGAUAUUCAACAAUGGGCCUGUCCCCACUGCCUCUCAGCUCUUGAUGAUGAUUUCGACGGGAUCUUGUUCGAGGGUAUGCUGAGAGAAGGCUGGAAUCACGACGAAAUCAAUGCCCUCGGCCCUCUAAGACGCUUCUCUGAGAGGUCCUGGGAUCAGCUGAAGCCUGACCUGACGUUGGCGGACGAGCUUCAAUCACGACAGUGGAGCCAAGGCCUUCUUUGGGAGCUACAGGCUAGGAUAGAUGGCGUUAGGGCGAUCAAGGAGGCGAGGGAUGAUGAGAAAGAUGAGAAAGAUGAGAAAAGAGAGAAGUCGUCGUUGGAAACCAAGGGGAAGCUGUAG